AGUGAAAGUAGAAAGUGAAAGUUGUAAAAAAGUAAACAAACCAUGAAUUGAAAUCAACAGAGGAAUAUUGAAAGGAAAAGAUGGCAGAAGAAAACACAGAAAACAAGAGUACACCAGGGAUAGGAAUGAGAAUGACUAUUUCUAUGAUCAGUAAAAAGUUUUCUAAAGCAGCAAACAUCAGUACAAAUACUCUGUCUGAUUGGAUGAGGAAGGAAGAGGAGGCUCAGAAACUAGUUUUACUUGACUGUAGACCAGAGGAAGAGUAUGUCGUCAGUCGUAUACCGGGAGCCGUUCGAGUUGACUAUGAGAACGAAGCAGAAAGUAUUCUAGAGAAAAUACCAGAUGCACAGACUGAUAAAAGUGCCCGUAUAGUAUGUUAUUGCGCAGCUGGAUACAGAUCAAGUUUGGUUGUUGAAAAAAUACAGGACCAUUUCAAAAAGUUGGGUACCAAACCUCCAUGGGAGAUGUAUAACUUAGAAGGAAGUAUAUUCAAAUGGGCAAAUGAAGGUAGGACAAUGGUCGAUGUUAAUAAUAAAAGGACCCCAUUUGCUCAUCCUUAUAAUGCUGUGUUUGGUAAAUUACUGGAAAGCCAUUUAAGAAGACAAGAUGCACGGGAACAAAAUGAAGAAAAAAUACGCGUAGAAGAAAGCCAUUAGUAUCAAGUUUGAUAAGAAUGUGAAAAGAAAUGAAUCAAGAAGAGAUGAAAAUGUGAAGAAAGGAUUACAAGAUAAAGUAAAAGCAAUGUUUUACGGUGAAUAUAUCAUAUUGGAAAUGCCUGAUAUUGGAUUAAUCUCAAUAACAUUCCAUUGUGAUAUUCAAAAAUUUCUGUUUGCUCAUGUACAUAUUUUACAGUUAAAUAUAUUUAUAAUUAAUGUUGUAUAAAAAAUAUUUCCGUCCUUUUAGUCUGUUAGAUAUCAUAUUUGUGUAGUUUGAUGUUAUUCAAAAUACGACCAAAAGUAUAUUUUGUAAAUCAAUUUUUUUCGUACCUUAAAUGUUGGUUAGUACAUAAAGGACGAGUCUUGAACGAACUUUAAAUAGGCUGUAUUGACUUCUUCCAUUGCAGAUGGAAAGACUUUGUAUAGUUUGGAUAGUUCAGAACAAGCUGACUGCAUCAUACCAAAAAUCCCAACGAACUGACUACACCUAUAUCAAAUAAUUCCAACAAACUGACUACAUCUAUACAAAAUACUUCCAACGAACUAACUACAUCUAUACCAAAUAAUUACAUUGUAAAACUAUAUGAAAAUUAAAUGACAAUAAAGUGUUUUCCCGUUAAGCCAUUUCCAUCACAUUGAGAGUAAAACGUAACUUGGGAGAAAUCAUAGCAAGAUGUAAUACAAAAAUUAAACUACACGUCCAUUCUUUCUAUAUCUGUAGUUAAAAUUAAAGAAGAAAAACAGACAAAGAAAAUUGAAGAAAAGACACUACAUUGAACACUACACUGAAAACUGAAGAUUGAUCAACGCAAAGUCAAUUCCACAAUAACCGAAGUGUUAUCAUAUAUACAAAUCUUGCUCUACAAUUUUCACCCGUCAUGUUGUGUCUGAAAAGUUGAUAGCUUUCAUUACAUAAAUGCUUUAGUCGUUUUAUUUAGCAGUGGUUAGAUUGAGAGAUAAAAAAGAGUUGUACCGGACUUCUUUAGAGUUAAUUUGUUGGACUACUACUAAAAUGCCACAGUAGAAUUGAUGAAUCAACUAAAGGUCAUUGGUUAUGUUUCUGAUAUGCUACAUAGAAUAAAUCUACCACAUACGGAAGUUAGAUAAUUAUACAAUGUUUGGAACUCUCCAUCGAUUGAAUGUCACUCAGUUUGGAAGUUAAAUGUUAUUUUGUUUACCCAUUUUGAUCCAGCUGUCGUCUCUGAGUGUGACUGCCGAAAAUAGACCCAGAAAUGCGUAUCAAUAUAAAAAAAAACUCCCCAAAGAUACCAGGCUUAUAAUUUAGUUCGUCAGACGUGCUUUUCGUCUUCAUAUGACACAUUACUGUCACUCGAAUCAAAAUAGAAAGGAGAUAUCAAUUUCGAAAUUAAAGAGCAUUGAAAAUGAAAAAUUCAAAAAAAAGAGCUAAAUCUGUCUUAUUUAAUCUAUUCCUGGCAGUCAUUGCACUUACUAUGCGGUAUGGGCUUUGUUCAUUGUUGAAGGUCGUACGGUGACCUAUAGUUGUUAAUUUCUGUGCCAUUUGGUCUCUUGUGGAGAGUUGUCUCAUUGACAAUCAUACCACAUCUUCUUAUAAGUCUGAAAUAGUCAUAGAUUCUGGUACUGAGAGGACCGCUUAUGUCAAAUUCGAGGUAUAAGUCUAAAAAUGAGGCGGAGGAAGACUUGUCUGUUGUUUCUUUAAUUUCUAGUUCAGAGCAGUCAUUUUGGGUCCUAAUGAUCAUGCAAUUGUACUGUUGUUAAGCAUAUUUUUGACAUCAAUACAUUACGUAUUUUGUCUAUCUGGUUAAAUCCAUAUCCAAGUUUUAUGUUUUUCUUACAUUUAGCUGAAAUUAAAAACCCAAUCGACUUUGUUUUUAAAUUAAGACUCAUACAAUUUUUGCUGUUCUCUUUUAGGUCUUUAGGUGUUGAUGCUCUUAACCGUUUUAUUUAAAUGACUUCAUGAUAACUUACCAGCGUACAUGGCGUUGUCAGUUUAUUUUCGACUUAUGAGUUUGAAUGUCCCUUUUGUAUCUUUCGUCUCUCUUUUAAAAGGUGUUCGGAAACUUUUGUCGCAUCAUCAAAGGUUUAUUAUUAUUAUUUUUUUUUUAUUAUUAAUUUUUUAUAUAACUAGUAUUAUUAAUUCAUUGAUUUAAAUUUUAUAUAUUUAUAUAUAUUACACUUAUUGCUUAAAGACAUUCUUGAAUGAUCAUAGUUCUAAUUUUGGAUGUUUUGCAUUGUAAAACACACUUUUAUUCACCUGUAAUUGUUUUUUGGAGGUGAAUAACCCUUUCAUGCGUUUCAUUCAUUUGACAAAAAAUAACUUUCUCUUAUCACAAAAAUAUUCAAGGACAAAUUUUAAUGAUAAUUUUAAAGUAUUUGUGCCUGGAACUAGACAAACACUUUAACCUGUAAAUAUCUAUUAUAGAGCGCACCUUUUAACAGUUUAAUGCAGUUCAUAUCUGAUCAAUUUACCUGUCCCGUAAAAGGAAAAAUAUGUUUACAUUUUGAUAUUAAAAUGUUAAAGUAG
Mytilus californianus (California mussel) is the source of this 3159-nucleotide messenger RNA. RefSeq lists its product as uncharacterized. The coding region runs from base 81 to 656 and encodes 191 amino acids. The transcript is spliced from 5 exons. Lineage: Eukaryota; Metazoa; Mollusca; Bivalvia; Mytilida; Mytilidae. The record is from RefSeq and is a predicted model, not a curated record.